AUGGCUAUGGACAUGAAAGAACUUUGUCGUUUAUGCGCUAAGAAAAACGAUUUUUCGAAGGAUUUAUUGGAUGAAAGUAACCGAAAUGUAUUAAAAUUAAUACAAGAUUUUAUACAAAUCAUCGUCUAUGAUAACGACACUUUACCCACUCGAAUUUGUUUAGAUUGUGAGGAAAAAAUGGUUUCAUUUCAAUUAUUUGUACUUGAGUGCUAUAAGGUUCAAGAAACUCUUAAAAAAAUGUAUGAAGAUAGUUUUGAUUCUCUCGGCAUAAAACUUGAAAAAAUGCCAAUUGAUUAUGGAGUUCCUAUUAAAUCUGAGGUUAAAGAUGAGGUCACUGCAGAAGAUAUUGUUAGUGCACUGAAUAAUGAUGCUUCACUGUCAGUGAUAGAUGCCUAUCCAGACAGUAGUGAGAACAACGACCUGGACAUUCACAAUGAUGAUGUUGAUAUUGAGCCUAAUGAAGAUGAGGAAGAUGAUACUGAUGAUGAAUAUCUUGACAAAAUAGCUAUUGCAGCCUUGAAGCCAGUAAAAAGAAAACGAAUUAAAAGAAAGGAAAUAACAGAAGAAGAAGCAGAGGAAUUCAACCAGGUUUUAAAGAAAUCAAAUUUAAAAGUUAAAGAUUUUGUAAAAUUACAGUGCACUUUUUGUGAAGAAAAACUAAAAACUUGGAGUGGUUUACAUGCGCAUUAUGCGAGAGAGCAUAAAAGUGAACCUUAUGUAUUUUGUUUGUGUGGUUUUGUAGUACGAUCAAAAAGUGUUCUUUACAAGCAUGUAUCAGAUCAUAAGCUUGAAAGUAGAAAAUUAAAGAUGAAUUCUGAAACGGAUGAUGAAAAGCAAGACGUCAAAUAUUCAAGUUUAAAUGUAAAAGAUUUCAUAAGAUUCGUCUGUCCCAAAUGUGAAAAAGAGUGUUCAAGUUGGUACAGUUUAAAAUCUCACUGUGACUCAGCUCACAAGAUAUUGCCAGUAGUAUCUUGUAGUUGUGGCAUCACACUUAAGUCAAAGUCAGUCAUGUAUAAACAUGUACAGGACCAUAGGAAUCCGAAUGUGUUGGCGUGCGACAAGUGUCCACGCAUCACGAAAACUUUAGCAGCUUUAAAUAAACAUAAGAUGAGACAUAUACCAAAAUCUGAAAGGAAAUUCUGUUGUGGCUCAUGUGAGAAAAUUUUUACUUCUAAAGACGCAUUAAAAUCUCACGAAAGAUCACAUAUACCAAUAGAGGAACGUAAAAUUUAUCACUGUGAGGCGUGUAAUAUGAAAUUUACAACACGUUCAUCGGCAGCAUCUCAUAAGCGGGUGGUACACGACAAGAUAAAGGGAUACGUAUGUGAUCUCUGCGGGUACGCUUGUGGCACUAACGGCGAGCUACGACAGCACCGCGCCAUACACAGCGACGAGAAACCUUUCGUGUGCAGAAAAUGUUCUAAACGUUUCAAAACAUAUUCGAAUCUCAAGACUCAUAUGGACACUCAUGAAGAGACAUCAUACGAGUGCUACAUCUGCAGACGUGUGUUGAACAGUCGUCGUACGCUCCGCAAACACCUCCUCGUACACGAAGAUAAGUGCAGGCAUGUUUGCUCUUACUGCAAUAAGGCUUUCAAGAGGAGACAAACGUUAAAGGUACACAUGUACACACACACUGGCGACAAGCCGCUGACGUGCAAGUGGUGCGACGAGCGUUUCUCGUACGCGUCGACGCUACGCUCGCACCGCUUGCGCUGUCACCCGGACAAGAUGGCGCAGGCGCAUGAUACCUAUACUACUUACAACCAUGUCGCAAUGUCGCAGGAGGAUUAUAUUAAGAACGAUCUUUCAUCUAUAAGUGUACCUGUAGCAAAGAAUGAAGUUGAGGCUAUGUAA
Molecule: messenger RNA, 1857 nt
Organism: Arctia plantaginis
Lineage: Eukaryota; Metazoa; Arthropoda; Insecta; Lepidoptera; Erebidae
Source: the annotation of a GenBank genome assembly